Oncorhynchus kisutch (coho salmon) is the source of this 4043-nucleotide messenger RNA. It is a transcript of the gene dclk3, whose product is annotated as doublecortin-like kinase 3. Bases 440 to 3742 code for a protein of 1100 amino acids. Gene Ontology annotation, molecular function: ATP binding; protein kinase activity. Gene Ontology annotation, biological process: intracellular signal transduction; protein phosphorylation. NCBI's taxonomy places the organism in Eukaryota, Metazoa, Chordata, Actinopteri, Salmoniformes, Salmonidae. The record is from RefSeq and is a predicted model, not a curated record. The transcript is spliced from 7 exons.
GAAACGGGCUCGAGCUGUGCCAGAGCGGUGACGCAUCUCUCCCGUUAUUCCGGCAAUGAUCACCUGGACUCCCCUUGUUAUUGUUACCGUCCCGGUUUGGCGGCAGUGUUGCUGUUAUGUACGCUAACAUCCCAUUCGACGCACAGGUUUCGGUUGUCCCUGCCCGCCUUCCCUUUCUUAUAACUUUCGAGAGAGCGUUUUAAAUUGCACAACUGGACUCCUCCCACGCGCACCCGUAGCAACCCUGGUGUUCCUCCUAUGUUCUGGUCAAAGCGGCUCAACGCGCGAAUCCAGUCAACUACUGUAGCCCUAUCCCUCAUCUCUCUUCCAAAAACGGAAAAGGAAGACGAUAUUACAUUGAAAUAAUGACCACCGCUGCCGGUAAAGAAAUGUCCAACUGAAACUCCGAAUGAUUGUGCUAGAAGUGAACAGGUAGGCUAUGACGCCCGUGUGGAAACAACGGUUCGGAUGCGGUUACGCCGCGCCAGGCACGAGAUGGAGAGCGGCAUGUCAGUCAAGAGAUUCCUCCCUCUCUAAACGUAUGGGGGGUAUUCCUCACCCUCAGGCCUGGCCCUCUCUCCCCCUCCCCCACCUUGAACCCCUCCCUCCAGCCACUAGGACACAUCUCCCUAGUCCUUUUCCAGUCUUCCACACUCGUCAUGCUGAGCAGAGUGCCGAGCGACCACGCUUGGUUACUGUGGUCCGACCAUGCGGUCACAGCACCCUCAGGAAGGUGACAUUGCUGUUGAAUCGUAGGAGCGUGGUCUCGUACGAGCAGCUUCUAUUGGACGUCUCCGAGGCGCUGGGGUUCCCUCGCUGGCACAGGGCCAGAGUCACACGCCUCUACACACCACACGCACGAGAGGUGCGAGGUGUGUGUGAUUUCUUCCGUGGCGAAGCAGCGUUCCUGGCAUUGGGAAAGUCUCGUCCAGAGCUCCAGAGUGUCGAGGAGGCCCUGGAGGAGCUGUUUCCACAACAUACCUGCUACCGCAACGACGCACUCCGGGCCUGGGAGAGGAGGUUACAACCUUCACCUGAUAAAGCUGCCAAGGCCGACAGCGGAUAUAGCGAGGGGACAGACAUACACACACACCCUGACAAGGAUACACACACAAGCCUCGACACGAACACACAGACAUACAGUGUUACAUACACACAGGGAUGCAACCUGGACACACACACACAUACGCACCAAGACACACUGACACAACCAAAUACACACCGCAUAACACUGACACACCACAAUACAUACCCAAAGAGGCACUCCACACACAAAAACAAACACCCAACUAGACAGCCCAUACACCCUAUUCACACACACCUCGACACGGAUGCGCACACACAUAGACACCCUAACACGCAUUCUAACCAACACACCACACACCCCUCUCACCCCCCCAAUCACCUUCAGAGGGUCAAAGUGAAAGUUGCAGCCAAAGAGAUUCUCUCCUCACCGAUAGGUCCCCCCACCCAGGAGGAGGAGCUAGGAGAGGAGCUAGACACGCCCCCUACUCCACUCUGCAGGAACUGUAAGCCUUCUGAAGGACCCAAUCCGAGAGCAGGGAGGGCUCCACUUCCUCCCGUAACCAGGAAGCAAACAGGAAACGGACCAAACGACCAGGAAGUAGAGAAACCUCACGUCGGUCCCACCCCACUCCACACUGGACCAAUCUGCAGGCUUGAUGAGGAGUCCCUCAGCCAAUCAGAACCUUCAUCCUCAGAGUCUAAACAGGAAGAGGCGAGGACUAAACAGGAAGUGAUAUUUGACCUCCCAUCUGAUGGUAGUGAUGUCACCCUGUCAGACAUUGAGCGUUGCUAUGACAUUGGCCGCAUGGUCGGAGACGGGAACUUUGCUGUUGUGCACGAGUGUCAUCGGCGUGACAAUGGGGAAGCCUUCGCUGUGAAGAUUGUGGAGCACUCAAAGCUCAUUGGCCGAGAGCACAUGAUGCAGAAUGAGCUGAGCCUUCUGGGUAGCCUGUCACACCCCCGCGUGGUUCGCCUCUUCACACACCACCACACACACACACACUCCUAUCUCGUCAUGGAAAUGGUUGCCGGGGGCGACCUGUUUGAGGCAAUCGCGGUCUGUGGGAAGUUUCCAGAAGAGGAGGCAGGGCUGAUGGUGUGUGAUGUCAGCGAGGCUCUGAGAUACAUCCACAGCAAGACCAUAGUACAUAGAGAUCUGAAACCUGAAAACCUACUGGUGGAAUGCAGUAGUGAUGGAGUCAGUAGGUUGAAGCUGGGUGAUUUUGGUCUGGCCAUGGUUGUAACAGAACCCAUCUUCACUGUGUGUGGAACUCCCACCUAUGUCGCCCCGGAGAUCCUCUCAGAGACAGGGUAUGGUCUGCCAGUAGACCUGUGGGCAUUGGGAGUGAUACUGUACGUCCUUCUUUGUGGGUUCCCUCCGUUCCGGAGCAGAGACCGAGACCAAGGGGAGCUGUUCCAGAUGAUCAGAGAGGCUCACCUCACCUUCCUGUCACCUUACUGGGAUGACAUCUCAGACGGAGCGCGAGGCCUGGUGAGAGCCUUGCUGCAGGUGGAUCCAACAGAAAGACUGACGGCAGCUCAGACUCUUAUGCACCCCUGGAUUCAGACCACUACUGACCAGUACAGACCAACACAGACCACUACUGACCAGUACAGACCAACACAGAUCAGUACUGACCAGUACAGACCAACACAGAUCAGUACUGACCAGUACAGACCAACACAGACCACUACUGACCAGUACAGACCAACACAGACCACUACUGACCAGUACAGACCAACACAGACCACUACUGACCAGUACAGACCAACACAGAUCAGUACUGACCAGCAGAGCCCAGCACAGCCGAGCAAAGGCCAACACCGACAUGAACCGAUCAGUGCAAACCAGCAGAGCCCAGCAAAGACCAGCACAGAACACUACAGACCAGUACAGAGUCCAACCACAGACCAGUCCCGACCAGCACAGACCGCUACAGAACACCACAGACCAGUACCAACCCCAGACCAACAGCGACCACCACACCCAAUCCCCCCAGCGCACCACCCACCCACCCAGCCAGCCUCAUCUCCUCACUCCAGCACCCAGCCAGACCCAUCUCCUCACUCCAGCACCCAGCCAGACCCAUCUCCUCACUCCACCACCCAGCCAGCCCCAUCUCCUCACUCCAGCACCCAGCCAGCCCCAUCUCCUCACUCCAGCACCCAGCCAGCCCCAUCUCCUCACUCCACCACCCAGCCAGCCCCAUCUCUUCACUCCACCACCCAGCCAGCCCCAUCUCCUCACUCCACCACCCAGCCAGCCCCAUCUCCUCACUCCACCACCCAGCCAGCCCCAUCUCCUCACUCCAGCACCCAGCCAGCCCCAUCUCCUCACUCCACCACCCAGCCAGCCCCAUCUCCUCACUCCAGCACCCAGCCAGCCCCAUCUCCUCACUCCACCACCCAGCCAGCCCCAUCUCUUCACUCCACCCCCCAGCAGGACCCAUCAACUGCUCCCCAGCCCCCCGGCAGUAGCACCUCUCAACCGCCCCACCCAAUUUCCCCACCCUCCAUCCUAUCCACAGCAACAUCCAAACCCAGCUGCCACCCACCUGGCAGAACUCUCAAUCUGCCCUCCCACUCCACCCAGCCUCCACCCCUCCACCCACCCACCCUGCCUCCCUCCCUCCCAACACCCACCCAUUCCCAGCCGAAUACCCACCCAGUCCCAGUCCCAGCACGCAGUGUCCCACCCCUCAACCCUUCCUCCUGAAUGAUGGGGUUCCUGAAACUUUAAACGCUUCUCCAGGAAUUGAAAAGAUCUGGUAUUCUGCACAGACCCUGUUCAGGAUUGUGUAUCUGGAACUCACCAAUUGUCAUACACUGAUGUUCAGUUCCAUUCCAAUAAAAUAGUCAUCAACAACUUUACCAUUUAGGUUGUAGUAUUUAGUUCAGUAAAUUAUCUAGCAUAACAGAUAACUCUAAUAGUUUCAAUACAUGUUUUUUUCUGACAAUGUGUGUAUUACACACGCUUCCCCUUUGUACUGCACUAACAAUAAAUAACUUUCAACUGA